AGAGAUUUUCCUCCUCCCAGAUUCUAUUCAGAGGGAGAGGUGCACAAGCCAGUCACAGGCAUGCAAUACAUUGCUGAAAUAUCCCUGGAGGAAGCGGUUCAUAUGACCAAUCAAGAAUCCGGAAUGGGUGUCAGGGAGGAUCUGAAGAAAAUACGCUGUGCUGUGGUUUUUUGCUUGCUGUCUGUUCUAGUCCUGGCAUUGCCCACAGCCUAUCUGCUGGUUGGAAAUCUCAGAGCCCAUAAAUCUGGCCCAGCUCAGGUUGCAGAUGAAAGCAUGUCUAGAUUCCUAAAGCAACAGUCAUCACCUAUCUCUUUAGUAUCCAGUGCAGAAAAGCCAAGAGCACACCUGACAGUUAAGAAACAAGAUCUUUCUCCCCCCAUGGGAAACCAGUUUCCAGUUCUCCAGUGGGAACACGAGCGAGGCUUAGCCUUCACCAAGAACAACAUGAACUACACCAACAAGUCACUGAUGAUUCCAAAGGCCGGGGAUUACUACAUCUACUCCCAGGUCACUUUCCGAGGGCCCACUCCAAAUCACAGUAAACCAGUUUCCAUAACACAGACCAUCACUAAAGUCACGGACAGCUACCCUGAGCCUACCCAACUUCUGACUGCCACCAAGACUCUGUGUGAGAUGGGAAACAACUGGUUCCAGCCUAUUUACUUAGGGGCAGUGCUUUUCAUGGAGGAGGGGGACAGGCUGAUGGUCAAUGUUAGUGAAAUCCAAUGGGUGGAUUACACUAAAGAAGACAAAACAUUCUUUGGUGCUUUUUUACUGUAGGCUUCUGACAGCAGCCAAUAAGGGCUGCUCCUAAUUAGGGUCCUGAAUCAAAUUUAUCAUGAAAGUCACACAGGAGUUUUGCUAAUGAUUUUAGUGAGUGCAGGAUCAGAGUGUCCUAGUGCCAAGCAUCUGUGCUCUCAAAAGCAGUUUCCUUAUCUGUAUUCUCCUUCACCUGUGGUGCCCAUCGUUAUCCUUGGGGGAAGGAACGUUGAAUUAAAUGACACAUCACCCAAUAGAUCACACCACAUCAAACCUCAGAAAAACAUAGGGAGGCACAGGAGAGAAAAAUACAUUUCCAUGCUAAAGCUAGAAACCUCUUGGAUCCCUACAAUUGGGGCACAGAUAGUUUAUAGGUGACGGGGAACAAUAAACUCAGACAGAUCAACUACACCUGUAUUCCACCUCCAAUAAACAACCCCAUUUUGCCUUAAACAACCACUUUAAACUGUCCCCAAGUUUCCAACGUAAUUUUGUUUGACCUUUCUUCAGCUCGCCCCUUUCAACAGGCAAUUACUUCUUGGCACUCUCUUAAAAAUAGGUUUGCUCAGUACUUUGUACUAAUAUAGAAAUGUAAAUCUACAAGGCAGUAUGUAAAUCAUUAAAUAUGUCAUUAAUCCCUAACAACUGCCCUGGGAAGUAGAUUAAACUGAUUUCUUGCCGUUUGCAAAACAAACCAACAGACAAAAACAUCACUGAUAUUUUUUUCUCCCAAGAAAUUUUGCAGGAAAUUGUGGGCUAUGUUGUUCUGGAUCCAUUUGCUGCCCAGAAAUGGCUCUUUUUAUAGCAUUUCUGAUGGGUUGUCCAUUUUUACACUGGAGCACUCAAAACGUUAAUGUUUCAGUGUAAAAAUUCAUCUCACUAUGAAAAAAGUCCUAAUAUUAGAACAGAUUGAAAAACUGGCUCAGGAGAAGAAAUCUUGGAGGGAGAAGGGGGAGAUGAGCUUUUUGUUGAAAUUUUGAGCAAAAAAAAUCAGAAAAAUUUCAACUUUUGAAAACUUUCAACCUGCUGUACAGCAGGUAAGUGUAGUCACUCAGAAUAGGGACCAUUUUGAAAAUGUGUUAUGUUCCCUCACAAGUGAUGUUUUGUUUUGAUUUUGUAGCUUUUUGAGGAAAAGAAACCACAACAUUUCAGAAAUUUCCAUAAAUUAAAAACAAAAUGCCUCCCCCUACCCCCUUCCAAGAUGGCCAGUGCUCACUCCUGCAGCGAUUCCUGAAAGGAAAGGCUGCUGUAAGUUUUUCUAGGCACUAGGCUGGCUAGCACCUAGUGGUUCCUCUACCCAGAGAGCUGGGUUGAUGUCAAGGCGAUAGCGGGAGUAGGAGGUGUAGCCAGGAGCAGAACUCGGGAACUUUCCACUGCUAGUUUCUUGCCCAGUCUUUUAGGUCAUACUGUCUUUCAGGGAAAUUCCCUGGCUUUCCCGCCACUUCCGUGGUAAACAAUUCACUGAUGACUAUUCAAGUCAUGUUCUAAGAGGCUCAAGCUUUAUAUUCUUAAGUGCCCCGAGGCCCCAAGCUCAGUCAUGUAAAGAACCCAAAGAAUUAAUUUUGCAGCUAGACAAACUCUCUCUCUCACUGGAACUUCCUCCACUUUCAACAUGUCUUUCCAUGUGAUCAGUGAGAGACUGGGUUAUAUACGUACUCAGAGUGCUUUGCUGGAUUCCAUAUUGCUAAAUGUAGCUGAGAUAUAUUUUCCUUCCAGUGCAAGUGCAUGCCUCUCAUAAACCAAUAAUGGGAAUCACACACAUUAGAGAACUCUAGAGAUCCUGACAUGGUUUAGUUGAUGAGUUCAAAUUUAAGCUCCUUAUAUACACACACAACAUAUAUAAUGCAGCUAGAUUGGCAAGGAAACCAGUCCAUUCUCUCCAUUGCAUUCCUCCUCCUAGCAGGAGAUAGCUUAUUGUUACAUUGACAUAUCUGACAACAUUAAUAGAAUAUAGAGUGUGGUGUAGGAGAGGAAAAGAAAAGAGCCAAGGCAAGUUGAGACAAGCAGGUGUGGGGGAGAUGGAGAGAGAGAGACACAUGGAAGGAGACAAAAUGAUGCAACAGUAUCACGGUCUGAGCAUUGCCUCCAUGUCUCUGUACAAGCACAUUAGUGCUGGAAAACUGGCUUUGCUUCAGGUUAGUUGCAAAGGAUUCUCCUUGUUUUUCUCACUGCAAACCCUUUUGUAAGAGAAGAACCCUCCCAUGGUCCUCUCCUCCAUCCUUUCCAUCCCCCUAUCACCUGGCUCUCUUGAUAUCUACCUUAGAAGGCAUCUAUCACCAUGAUGCUGAUGCAUCCAAAAACAAUUAAGAAGCACUGAACAUGCCCCACGAGAGCUUGAAUAUUGCCAUGCUCCCAGCUUCCAAGUUUUUUUUUU
Gopherus evgoodei (Goodes thornscrub tortoise) is the source of this 3133-nucleotide messenger RNA. It is a transcript of the gene TNFSF15, whose product is annotated as TNF superfamily member 15. Gene Ontology annotation, biological process: immune response. NCBI's taxonomy places the organism in Eukaryota, Metazoa, Chordata, Testudines, Testudinidae. Bases 61 to 780 code for a protein of 239 amino acids. Gene Ontology annotation, molecular function: tumor necrosis factor receptor binding. The record is from RefSeq and is a predicted model, not a curated record. The transcript has 4 exons. Gene Ontology annotation, cellular component: membrane.